Messenger RNA from Salvia hispanica, 2157 nucleotides. RefSeq names its product Six-hairpin glycosidases superfamily protein (gene KOR2). Gene Ontology annotation, molecular function: hydrolase activity, hydrolyzing O-glycosyl compounds. NCBI's taxonomy places the organism in Eukaryota, Viridiplantae, Streptophyta, Magnoliopsida, Lamiales, Lamiaceae. The record is from RefSeq and is a predicted model, not a curated record. Gene Ontology annotation, biological process: carbohydrate metabolic process.
UAGAAGCAGAGAGAUAUACUCUAAUGGCGGAUGCAGAGAGCUGCUGAAGAAUUUCGCCACCGAUUUUGGCAGGUAAAUCCAAUUCAAUCCAAUUCCACAUGAAUUCGCAUUCGCCGCAAUAAAUCCAAAGCAAAUCGACAUUUCUUCGCCAAAACCGAAAAAUGCACAAUCACUGGGGAGGAUCGCUGGAGAUCGCGGCCGAUUCGGCCGCCGAAGACGAGAAAAGCAGGAAUAAUUUGGAUUGGGACAGAGCGUCGCUGGCGAACCAGGGGUACAACGGUAAUUUGGACCAGACGCAGCAGAGCUGGCUGCUAGGGCCGCCGGAGAAGAAGCAGAAGAAAUACGUCGAUCUCGGAUGCAUCGUGUGCAGCCGGAAGGUGUUCAAAUGGACGAUUCUGUCGAUUUUGAUCGCGUUCGUCGUGAUCGGGCUCCCGAUCAUCAUAGCGAAGGCGAUACCGAAGCAUAAACGAGCGCCGCCGCCGCCGGAUAACUACACGGUGGCGCUCCGGAAGGCUCUGCUCUUCUUCAACGCCCAAAAAUCUGGAAAAUUGCCUAAGAGCAACGGCAUCCCAUGGAGAGGGGAUUCCGGGUUACAAGACGGGUCGGAUUUAUCGGACGUUAAAGGAGGGUUAGUGGGAGGAUACUACGAUGCCGGAGACAACUCCAAAUUUCAUUUUCCGAUGUCGUUUGCUAUGACGAUGUUAAGUUGGAGCGCUAUUGAAUACGAACACAAAUACCGUGAGAUUGGAGAAUACAAUCAUGUUAGAGACCUCAUCAAAUGGGGCACUGAUUAUUUGCUCCUCACUUUCAAUUCCUCCGCCACCAAAAUUGACAAGAUUUACAGCCAGGUCGGCGGGUCCCAAAACGGCUCCACCACGCCCGACGACCACACGUGCUGGCAACGUCCCGAGGACAUGGACUACGACCGCCCGGUCCAGACCACGACGACCGGGCCGGAGCUAGCCGGCGAGAUGGCGGCGGCCAUGGCGGCCGCCUCCAUCCUCUUCCGCGACAACAACGCCUACUCCAAGAAGCUCCGCAAGGGGGCAGAGACCGUGUUCGCCUUCGCCCGGGACGGGGGCCGGCGCAACCGCUACUCGAGGGGCAACCCGUUCAUCGAGCCCUACUACAACUCGACUGGGUACUACGACGAGUACAUGUGGGGCUCGGCGUGGCUGUUCUACGCCACGGGGAACAGCUCGUACCUGGCGCUGGCGACGAAUCCCGGGAUGUCGAGCAAUUCGAGGGCGUUUUAUAUGAUUCCGGAUUUGAGCGUGUUGAGCUGGGAUAACAAGCUGCCGGCGGCGAUGCUGGUGCUGGUGAGGGCGAGGCUGUUCUUGAACCCGGGGUAUCCGUAUGAGGAUAUGCUGAAGAUGUAUCAUAAUGUGACUGGCCUUACUAUGUGUUCUUACUUGAAGAGGUACAACGUUUUCAAUUUCACCCAAGGAGGAAUGAUACAACUAAAUCAUGGGAAGGCACAGAAUUUGCAAUAUAUAGCAAAUGCAGCGUUUUUGGCAUCGAUUUUUGCUGAUUACCUCAAUGAAACUGGAGUUCCUGGCUGGUAUUGUGGAUCCAAUUUUAUGCCAAUCAGUGUGCUCAAAGAUUUCGCAACUUCUCAGAUAAAUUACAUAUUAGGUGACAACCCUGCAAAGAUGAGUUACGUAGUUGGAUUUGGUAAAAAAUUCCCUAGGCAAGUCCACCACCGCGCCGCCUCCAUCCCUAAAGACAGAACCAAGUACUCCUGCAGCGGCGGGUUUCGGUGGCGCGACGCCAAGACUCCCAAUCCCCACAACAUCACCGGCGCCAUGGUCGGCGGCCCCGACCGCUUCGACAAGUUCAAAGACGUCCGGUCUAACUACAGCUACACCGAGCCCACGCUCGCUGGCAACGCCGGGCUCGUCGCCGCGCUUGUUUCUCUCACGACCAGCGGAGGGGUCGGGAUAGACAAGAACUCGAUUUUCGCGGCUGUGCCGCCGCUGUACCCGGUCAGCCCACCUCCGCCGCCGCCGUGGAAGCCGUAGAAUGUGUAUUUUAGUUGAAUAUUACUGCAUGCAGUUUGAUGUUUUUUUGUAAUCUAUAUUGUUAAUUAUGUUUUCUGUUAAACUUAAUUCUUUUAAUAUAUAUAUUUUCUAAAUAUAUACUCUUUUCAUGUUUUCA